GUUUAAAUGUAAACCUCCAUGAUAUGAUUCACGUCUUUAUCUAAACUAGGAAGUCUGAAGCACAUUUCUUGAAAGUCUCAGUCGCCAUGGACGGUCUUACGAUCCGAUGGGCUGUACAGUGUUUUGUGAUCACUGGAUGUGUAUUGCAAUUGUCAAACGGCGCAACAACCUUAUGGUUAAAUGGUGAUGGUUCUCCAGGUGGAACUUUAUUCUAUAAGAUAGAAAGAGUCCUGGAAUCCUGCGUUCAGGAAACUAUUCUAGGAUCAAUUAAGGAAGUGAGUGAUUCGCUCAAUCCGAAUGGGGCACCAUGUAUUACGUUUAAGGAAACAGACGGCCAAAUUAUACAGGGAAUGCAGGGCUACGUUUAUUUCAGAUAUUCCAGUGAAAGUUGUGAAUACAUGACAAACGUACAGAACCCUGGUAUACCACCUUCGUCGAUUAGUUUUGCCACACUGACAAUCAAAGUAAACAAGGGCUGCAUUGAACGUACAAAGCUAGUGUACAUCCUCACCAGAAUCCUAGGAUUACCAGACGAACACACCAGGCCCGACAGAGAUAACUUCCUGAAAGUACAUUGGGAUAAUAUCAACAAAGAUACCAUCAAAAGCGGUUAUUACAAUACAUCAUCACGUGAUUUAUGGAAAAGAAUCAACAACUUCCCGUAUGAUUUCACCUCUGUUACUCACGCUGGACCAUUCGAACACGCAGUAGAUAUUAGGAAGCCCACUUUGUCGUCUAUUUACUCGGGAGUACACUUUGGAGAUCGUCAAAAUCUCAGCACCAUCGAUAUUCAGAAACUUAGAAGUCUCUAUGAGUGUCCAGCUCUAAAUUCCCACGGUGUGAUGGAGUAUCGUCCGAUUCGUUGCACAUUUGAUCUCCCCCUCUGUGGUCUGGUGAAUGACUGGACAAUGACCGGCGUCAAGUGGACAAAAAGAAAAGGACCUGUGUCUGAGGAGGGGCCACAGACUGACCACUCCAACGGUGACGGCUGGUACAUGUUUGUCAAUGGUACAGCAUCGUCCGACACACCCCGUCUGGUCAGCAUCUCCGAGGUGUCUCCGGGACCCGUAUGUAUCUCCCUAUACUACUAUUCAGAGAACAACUCCACGUCUCUUACAAUUUCUCGGAAAGAUUCGAUCAGCGGGAAGGUCACGAUUGUAAAAGAAAUACACAGCGAUGGAGAAACCUCUUGGUCAGAAGCGAAGCUUACAACUCACCCAACAACAAGAUGGCGGCUGUUGAUACAAGCAGAUGUUCAGCAUAAUGGUGGAGUGGCAAUUGAUGAUGUCAUGGUGCAAUAUGGAGGUUGCCUAAAUGAGUGUUCAAAAUGCUGUCAUUUUACUUAAGCCGUGUUCUUUCAUUUAAAUAAAAUUGGUUACCCUCA
Ostrea edulis (European flat oyster) is the source of this 1384-nucleotide messenger RNA. Its product is annotated as meprin A subunit beta-like. The coding region runs from base 87 to 1346 and encodes 419 amino acids. Gene Ontology annotation, biological process: proteolysis. The transcript is spliced from 9 exons. Gene Ontology annotation, molecular function: metalloendopeptidase activity. NCBI's taxonomy places the organism in Eukaryota, Metazoa, Mollusca, Bivalvia, Ostreida, Ostreidae. The record is from RefSeq and is a predicted model, not a curated record. Gene Ontology annotation, cellular component: membrane.